AUGAUUUUCAUUAUAUUCCAAGUAUAUGAAGGUCUCAAAAGUUUGGCUCAGCCAAAAAUUAAAGAAGUAGAUGAAGGUUUUUUUUCUGAAGUAUUUGAUGUUGUUACUUCAGGUGCAUAUAUGGGAAAGGCAGUUCAAGUAUCA
Funneliformis caledonium is the source of this 144-nucleotide messenger RNA. The record is from the annotation of a GenBank genome assembly. NCBI's taxonomy places the organism in Eukaryota, Fungi, Glomeromycota, Glomeromycetes, Glomerales, Glomeraceae.